UUGCAAGGAAAGAGACCCUUUUUCUCCCGUUUCUUCAUUCUCUCUCUUCUUCAACUAUCUUUCUAGAGAGAGAAAGUAAGAGAGUAGUUGUGUUUGAGUUCGGGAAUUUUUUGAGUUCGAAGAAGAAACCUUUUUCGUUUGUUUUUUUAUUUUUGUUUUUUGGUUUUUUUUUUUGUUUUUGUUUAAGGGAGAUGUCGGGGAAAGGGGCGAAGGGUCUGAUUACGGGCAAGACAUCGGCGGCAAACAACGCCAACAAAGACAAGGACAAGAAGAAACCCAUCUCUCGCUCUUCUCGUGCCGGUCUUCAGUUCCCAGUUGGUCGUAUCCACCGUCUUCUGAAAUUAAGGACAACAUCCAAUGGGAGAGUAGGAGCUACUGCUGCUGUUUAUUCUGCGGCGAUCUUGGAGUAUCUGACCGCAGAGGUGUUGGAGUUAGCUGGCAAUGCAAGCAAGGAUCUCAAGGUGAAGCGCAUCACUCCCAGGCAUCUUCAGCUUGCCAUCCGUGGAGACGAAGAACUCGACACUCUGAUCAAAGGAACCAUUGCUGGUGGAGGAGUGAUUCCUCACAUUCACAAGUCACUCAUUAACAAGUCCUCGAAGGAGUAGGCUUCAUAACGGACCAGACCGUUUCUUCUGCUAUGACUGAAAUCAUGAAUUCUCUUUUCUUUCGGUAUUUUAGAGCAGGAUCAUGCAGUUAAUUAUGUUCUUAAUUUGUUUUUAGUGGUACUUGAUCUUCUAGAUACUCAUCUUUUUCAGCUGAUAUCUUGUUGUGGAUAAUGUCCUUAAUAUGACAUUUUUUUUUUCUUUCCUUUAA
Molecule: messenger RNA, 813 nt
Organism: Morus notabilis
Lineage: Eukaryota; Viridiplantae; Streptophyta; Magnoliopsida; Rosales; Moraceae
Product: probable histone H2A variant 3
Exons: 2
Coding region: 192-605 (137 amino acids)
Cellular component (GO): nucleosome
Molecular function (GO): structural constituent of chromatin; protein heterodimerization activity; DNA binding
Source: RefSeq, a predicted model, not a curated record